Molecule: messenger RNA, 2768 nt
Organism: Notodromas monacha
Lineage: Eukaryota; Metazoa; Arthropoda; Ostracoda; Podocopida; Cyprididae
Source: the annotation of a GenBank genome assembly
AUGGAAAAGUUGGCAUCUGGAAAAAUAACAUCCAUGUCACAAAGAGAGCUAGAAGAGAGCCCCGUUCGUGACACCAGCAUGGGCCAAUGCGUUAGCUCGGAAGCCACUUUGGCCAUGAGCAGCGGGAAUCGUCUGUAUCCAUUGACGUAUUUUCCGAACCAAUUGACGAAUCCGGAGAGCAGCAGCACUGUCGGGUCGCCGCGGUCUCUGUUUGCCACGUCGUCGUCGCCGUUGUUGUACGACACCGGAACACUGUCCCGCCCUGGCAGCACGUCCACUGUCCCCGGGAAUCGCACCGCUGUUCUACUGGGCUCGUGGCGGACGUCGACACUGUCGACACCUCGGCUGACGAGCCCCGUUCGUGACACCAGCAUGGGCCAAUGCGUUAGCUCGGAAGCCACUUUGGCCAUGAGCAGCGGAGAAACGAUGUCAAAUGGUGGAGUUCCGGGAAACGACCGACGACCUCACUUGUCUGGAUCGAAAUCCUUGCCUCGAAUAGUCAAAGCUCGUAACGCUGGAUUCAAAGCUGACGGAAAGGUGUCGCCCGUGAAAUCACACCAGGAUAUUUUGGGUGAACCGGCCCAAAUAAUUGAAGCUGGUGGUGAAAAGGUGGCCCUUCGAAAGCAACCCACAUCUCGGGCGUCUUCAAGACCUCCGCCAGUAGUUGUCUACGGUCAUGGGAAUGGAUCAGAACCUGAAUUCCUGACAAAUUCCGUCAGCUACCUUCCGGGAGGUGGAAAUACUGGCAUGAGCAGAAGUGGGUCCCCGAGCAGCAGUGCGUGUUCAAAGCGAGACAGUCACGAUGCCCCGGACUACGACACACCACCGCCUCCAGUGCUCACCACUGCUGUCAACAAGACUCGUUGGACACACCGAUCCUCUGGCAGUGAUUCCGGAAUGAACUCAGCAGAAUCCAUGACUUCUGGAGAGUCAGAAUCACACAGCGCAAAGGACAGCAUAGCAAGAGGUGAUUCCAGCAUUUUAUCAGCAUUCGAUGUGGAACAUUUCCAGUCACUUCAUGUGCCUUCUGGUGGGAAGAUGAAAUUGCUGGACGCGGAAGCCUACGUAUCCAUCAAGAAGACGUUGUUCGAUCGUCCAGCAAAGGUCUUUGCGUCCCGAAUCACGGCGAUUGAUAUAGAUUUGCUCAAGAUUGUAAACGACUCUGACUUGGGCCUCGGGAUCACUUCCGGCAUCGAAUUAAUCACCAUUCCCGAAGGAAAGCAGAUGCGCAAUGAUGUGAUAGAAAGGGUUAAUUGCUUGAGCUGUUUCGUCGCUGCGACGAUCGUGCAAGGUGACGAUGACAAGGAGCGAUCAGAGUUGAUACACACGUGGAUUCAAAUUGCUGAUGAAUUGCGAACUGCGCAAGGAAACCUCUUGGGGUUUGCUGCUGUGAUGCUUGGCAUUGAUUCUUCUCCAGUUCAAAGGUUGUCGUCGACAUGGUACAAAGUCCGGCAGACCCACACGGACAGUGCCCACAAGUUCGAGGCCCGAUUACGAGCCAUUUUCAAGUCCAUGAACGACUCCCGUGCCCCGCCAUCGACGCCCAACACUUCCGUGCCUUACGUGCUGCCCUUGUGCUACCUUUUGGAGACCUGCAGCGAACAGGACGUGUCCGACUCUGACUCCUCUUCAUCCUUCUAUUCGGGUUCUUGUGCCCGAGAAAAGAGCCUGGCUUUGCUCGUGGCCCAAGUUGAAGAAGGAAUGCGGUUGUGCCAAUCCGCGUCUCUGUUUAACGCGUGUGCAUCCCGACUGUUGAUCAACGGCGGACUUAUUGGAGAUGAUCCCAUGGCGAAUGACGUGUUGAGAACGGAGUUUCAUCUCCAGUAUUUGUUUGGGGUAGAUGGCGCCACUGCGGAACGCGGGGAACGGUUUACCAAGUUGAGGAAACUGCUGGACAUGUUGUCCAGGCAAUGCGAACGAGGGGACCACGAUUACACUUGAGACAUUUUCGCAUUAUUUACAUGAUGAGUGUAGUUUCUUACCGUUCUUUUCAUCAUGCCGACAAUACGCGACCUUCGUCAGACAAUAUGGAGGUGUUCUCGUCGUUGAUAAAAGAAGAAAAAAAAUCUUGCUCCCGAAGGAAAUCCCUGAAUAGUGUUCUUCAUCGUUCAGCUUUGAUGAUGAUGAUGAGAGAGAGAGAUAAUUUCUCCUCAUUCUGAAUUGAUUCUGUUUUUUUUUUUUUUUACACAAUGCGGAAUGAAAAUGAAGGUAUAUAUCUUUACUGUUCAAUUUAUCCAACGCAUUCCUGAAAAAAAGGAAAAAAUUAAUCGAUUUUCCAGGCUGAAAUAUAAAGGAGGAAAAGAAAGCGUGCAACGAGUACAGUUUUCCUUGUGAGAUUUGAAGGGCAUCACUUUGAAAAAUGACGCAAAAAGGGAGAUGCUGCUGGUGUGACGAUGGUGUGACGCAAAUGUUUCAAAAAGUGCGUUGUUUUCGCGGUUUGUGUGGAGACAAGCCAUGUGAAAUAUUUUUUUUUUUUUGCUUUUCCGUUAUUUUUUCUUUCUUUUUUUUGACACGUUAUAUAUCAGCAUAAUUCGAAAAGAUGGUGUUGACGAAGCUUGAAUGAAUGUGUUCCGUGCUGCAGAUAUCUGGAGUGGUUGCUGCUGCUGAUUUCGUGUCGACUGUUUUAUUUUUUUUUCGUUUUUUUUUGCUGCAACAUUUUUAUUUUCUAGUCAGAUUUGUCGACAGCUUCUGGUUGUUGUAAGAGGAAGCGACGUUUUUGCUUUCAAGUUUAAAGAAGAAAAAAAAAACUUGCGGGUUCAAAAGGAGAA